AUGGAGAGCACCAAGCAGAUCAUGGCCAGAAAGGUCACUUCGACAUCGAUAGCAGAACCAGUCUGCGGCUUUAUCGCCGCCAGGAACGCCACUCGAAGGCUGAACAAAGCCCCAGGCUACGACGUACUCGCAACUGUCGAACUGUGCGAGCCCAUCUUCGAACAUCUCCCAGUGAUAGACCUGCUCCAAGCACCUCUAGUCUGCAGAGACUUCUGUGCCACGAUUCGAGACUCGACCAAGUUGCAACAACUUCUCUUGCUACGACCGCGAGCCAUGCGAGCGCAAAUCCCGCAGUCCAUCGCCUCCAGGAUCCUGACGACAGAUGGUCGUUACCUCGAAUUCGAUAUCCAGCACGGGGAGCCGAACAGUGCCAAGCCCUCGCCCGAGAUCGUCUACCAACACAACCCAUGUCUCCUCCACCUCGAAUCGAAUAUGCAGCAGCUCAAUUUGCACCAGGCGCGCAUGUGGAAAGAAUAUGACAGCGGCAAAGAAUGUGACGCGGGCGCACGAUUAGUCCUGACCACGACUCACGCGAACCUGCUGGAUAAAAUCUACUCGCCAACCGUCCGGCGAAUGUUCUUAUGCCAGCCGCCCACCAUCAAAAUCAAGCUGCUACUUCUGCGUAAUGGCAGCCGCCAUUCACGCUGGAAAAACUGGCAUGUUGUCACGCAUGAGGUGACCAACGAGUCUGGUGUCACCUUCGGUCAGGUCGUCGAUGAGUUUCGGCAGCUGCAUACGGAAGUCGUCGAGCCGGGCGUCGUCCAGCAGAACCAAGACUUCAUCCUCUGCUAUGUGGUGUUCCCAGAAGAUAAUGUGGUGCGGCCGAAGAGUGGAGCUCUGCUUGACUGUUGGCGGAGGCGAUGGCCUCCGGGUUCGAAUGUUUUGGAUAACGGUCCGGGGCAAGGCCGUAUCAUCGACGCCAGAGGAUAG
Messenger RNA from Recurvomyces mirabilis, 930 nucleotides. RefSeq lists its product as uncharacterized. The transcript has 2 exons. The coding region runs from base 1 to 930 and encodes 309 amino acids. The record is from RefSeq and is a predicted model, not a curated record. Gene Ontology annotation, molecular function: protein binding. Lineage: Eukaryota; Fungi; Ascomycota; Dothideomycetes; Mycosphaerellales; Teratosphaeriaceae.